GUGUGCGUCGCUACUGGCCAGCUACCGGUUUUCACAGCGCCAAGGAAAAUUCCAGCACGGCACGUUGCUUUUCGGAAGUUUUUCGAAUGUUUUAGGCGCUGUCAGAAAGAUGUCGGUGAAGAUUUAACUUUGCUCGUUAAAUAAAUUGGUGAUCAAAAUGGAAGAGAAUUUCAUCUGAAGCCUACAGAUUCAACUUUAUUAGUGAUCGCCGUUGAGGUUAGGAAGCAAGCGCGCGAAAUGGCAUCGCGCGGUGGUCGCCACCACAACUUGUACAAUCCACGCAAUCGACAACCAUCGCCAAUCAACUACCACCAGCAGAAUCCUCAUGGACAUGCACCACGAUCACCAUCCCCACGUUAUGUGCAACGAAACCAACCCAUGCCAAACAUGCUGCUGCCUCCAGCAGGCUGUUAUUCGGCCCAACAACCUGAACAACAAUUACAAUCCUACAUGUAUCCUGCACAUGAUGUAAGACUCAAAGGAAUGCACAUGCCGCAAAUCCAUCCUUCUGAAUAUCCAACUAAUAUGACCAACCAACAUCACCAUGUCACACAUACCAGACCUCCUAAGCGAAACAUGAGAAACAGGCAUGAUUUUAAGAAUGAUCAUCGUGCAUCUGCUGGUGGUGGUGGUCAUGAUGCCAACAAAGUGAAAAUGUAUUGUCCAAAAUGUACACGCAUCUUUGAUUUGGGUGCAAGAACUCCACUACUGCUUGAUUGCACUCACACAAUAUGCGAAAACUGUUUGAUGGAUCAUUUUUCAUCCGAGGGUAUUGCCACCGAAUGUGGCGAUUGUAAAGCUAAGGUUACAUUAAACAUCAAAGCAAAAAGUGAUUUUAAUCCCAGGGAUUACUUUCCUGUCAAUUAUUACAUGGCUGGAAAGUUGUACUACAAUAAAUUUCCAAACAAGAAUGAUUUUGGUACAAAUCUACAAUUUGCCAGGGUUCCUUCUUCACCUACACCUUCUACAUCUAUGAAUAUGCAAGGAACACAACAAUUUCUUGAAAAUUGUAAGUCUGCUGGUUGUAAACAAGAAGCAACUUUGCGUUGCUUGGACUGUGAGGAAGUGUAUUGCAACGACUGCUCUGAUAAACUGCAUAAAACAGCCAAAGGUUUAAUGCACCAUCGUAUUUUUUCGAAUAAUAUUGCUCUGUGUGCAACGCAUGCUGGCCAGCCGCUUGAGUUUGAAUGUCUUACAUGUACAGGAACAUUUUGUACUUAUUGUACUAUCGAGCAACACAAAGAGCACGAAGUUAAACACAUUACCAAAUUGGAAUCAUCUGAUGUCGAGAAAUUCACCAACCUUUUGGACAACUGCAAGGACACCCUCCAGAAAUUGGAAUCAUCACAUAAGAUUGUUUUGAAGAAAUGUGAAAAAUUGGAGCCGAAGAAAAUUGACAAGAAUCUUGAGAAGAAAAUCUUAAAAUGUUUCAAUGAGAUUCAUGGCAAAUUGCAACGAAUUGAAACAAAGUUAUUGCAAGAAGCUGCUUUUUCGGUCAACGUGUCUUUGGAAUCACUGCGUGACGCUGAACGCGAAUUGAGUCAGAAUAUGGCUGCGGUGCGUGAUAUUAUCAAAAUCGGCGAUGAUAUUAUCAAGCAAAAGAAGCUCAACGCCGGACAAAAUAUCGAUCUGGUUAUGCAGCGGAUGAUCAACGCUGGAAAACUGCCACAUUCCCUACAACCAAUAGAAAAAUCAUCGCUUGGAUCUAACAGGAAAAAUGACUUUGAAUUUAUUGACUUUACUACUGAUAUGGAGUCUUAUUUCAAGGUGACCAAAUCAUCUGGCCCGACUUAUCAACUAGUUUGUGCUGAUGGUUUGACAGACUCGUGUAACUCUAGCAUAGUAGACGAUCAAUCUGAAACUUCAGACAUUUCAGAAAUUACGAUUGGCGCUGAGCCGAAUAAAUCGGUUAAGAUUUUCAGUGGUGCACAAGAAUUUAGUUUACGACGACAUAUAAACUCGAAAGAAAGUUUAACAUCAAUUGAUGGUUCAGUUCAAGACAUUGCAAAUUUGUGCUUAGAUGGAAAUAUGAUGCCUGUCUCAGUUAAUUUUGAGAAAAAUGCAAUGGAGAAUGUUUUGGUAACGAAUAUUGUUUCUCCUGAGAAGUUUCACGUGCAACUCGCCAAGCACUACAGGACUAUACAAGAUCUGCACAAGAAAUACAAAUAUUUGAUUGAAAAACUAUACGUUACUGGGGUGAAUACACCGGUUGUUGGUAAAUUAUAUUUGGUGAAAUGCUUGAACGGUAUGUCCAAUACAUGGCGACGUGGCAUAAUUACGGAUAUAAUUUCUAACAAGCAGGAGUAUAAUGUGAAUUACAUCGAUUAUGGAAACAAUGCUACUGUGAUGCUUAACGACAUUCGUACGAUUACUGAUGAAUUAGCACGAAUUCCCCCGUUUGCAUUCGAAUGCAAAUUGUAUGACAUUACUGAACCACCCGAAAAACCAUGGACUGAAGACGAUGCUACUCUAAUGGCUGAAAUGCUUUCUGGUGGUAACGUGACAAUGAUAAUGAAAAAUAUAGAACAAUCUUGUUUUGAAGUUGAUUUGAAAAUUUACACCGUUACUGAAGAGUUUUACCUGCGCACUUCACUUAUAUUUCUGGGCAGAGCCGUGUGCAACAAUGACGAUGACAUUGAGACGCUUGUAAUUACAUCUCCGUCACCUAGAAAUGAAAACAUGAUUGAAAAAGAGGCUUUUUACGAAGAGCAGCUCAAGAAGGAGAGUUUUUUUGCGAAGAUUACAAACGUGGUCGACGCCAUUACUGUUUAUAUUCAAGAUUUGGCUCACGAUGAUUAUAUGAAAACUCUUAAAUAUUCCAUGGUUGAUUACUAUAACAAGACUGACAACUCUGGAAAACUUUACCUACCCAGAGUUGGUGCUGCCGUUGCAGUUAGAGAGGCAGUUAAAGAGGGCGAAGCACCUUCUUGGUACCGUGGUCUUAUAUUAGAAAUUCAACAAGGUGUUGGCAAGAUUAGAGUUUUGUUGGUGGAUACCGGCAUCGAAUCAAUUGUGUCAUACGAAGAUAUUAGAUUGCUUCCAAAACGUUUUCAAUCAUUCGCUAAGAUGGCUACCAAAGUGGAACUGGUACAUGUCAAAUAUCAAAACGAGAUACAAAAUCAAAUCGGAAUGGAAUUUUUGUCGAAACUACAAAAUACAAGAGUGAAAGUUCAAGUUCAUUCUCAUGUCGCAGAUUUGUUACCGGAAGUCAUAUUGUUUGAGGUUUAUGGCACUUAUGAUCACUGCAUCAACACGCAGUUGGUCGAACAUGCUGGUUUAAAAUCUACUGGAUUUAUAUCAACACAUUUGAGUUGGCAACACGACGAAGGACUACCAGAAGAUGAUGAGCCAUCAAUAACCAGCAAUUUUUUGCAUCAAUCACAGGGAGACGAAGAAGACGUCAGCGACGAAUGCACUGGCCUGCAGCUGGUGCCAGUUAAAGUUGUCCAGGUAACUAGUCCCGAAUGCAUUCAUGUUCACCCUAUUGAAAAUGCAGAGCAUAUGAAGAAAUUGACGCAAUUGGAUGUCAACUUUCAAACAUACCAUUCUAAACGCCAUUUUGUCCCGCGCGAUGAAUGGCAGUUGAAUGAUACUUGUGCAGCAUACAACAAGAAGACUAAGCAGUACUUCCGCGCGAAGAUAAUGCAACGAUUGCCCGACAAUCAAUAUGAGGUGAUGGGGAUUGACUUUGGUAACAUGUUUGUGCUCACAAGUGAUGCUAUGGGCGAAUUGUCCGAAGAAUAUCGGGAUAUUCCACCCAUGGCGUUGAAAGUAUGCCUGUAUGGUAUCAAACCUCUAGGAAUGAGAUGGUCAUUAAUGGCGACUGAUUAUUUGAGGGAUUUGCUGGUGAUGAAGACGAAUAUCCUGAUAACAUAUCUGGAAUCCAACAACAAAGUGUUGCUAUGGAUUCGAACCGUAAAGCAGGGGUUAGCACUGGAACGCACUAAGGUUAUAACGAAAAACGUAAACAAGUUGGUUUGUAAAGCCGGCUUGGGAAUACUCUGCAAAGAUUGGUCACUACCUGUUGGGUCUUCGUCUGAGUCAACGAAUAAUAAGGAAGAUACUGAUUCGGAUAUUUUGCCAAAUGUACAUGAAGCAACUGACUCCGAUGAUCAGACUGAACCAAGUUUAGCAUGGUUGCCGGCGAAAGCAAUUACCGACAGUUUAUUUCAAGCUGUUGCUACCUACGUAGACGAAUCUGGAUAUAUUUACUUCCACGACAUUGUAGACGAAGCAUUGCUACUUAAUUUGGAGAAGGGUUUGUUUGAAAAGUUUCAGUUUAUGAGGCCUGUAUUGAAUGUCAACUGGGCGGUAGGCGAUAUGUGCACUGUUAAAUACCACCAGAAUCAAAAGUACUAUCGCGGGAUAGUCCUGGAGGUAAACGAAACCGAAAAUGAACUGCGUGUCCAGAUGAUCGACUACGGUAAUGUAGAAGACUGCAACUACAAUGAGGUUUGGAAGGAGGUGCACUACAAACAUGUGCCACGUGUGGCGAAAGUUCUUCGCAUGCACGGUGUGAACCUGAAAGGUAAUUUUCCAAGUAUCAUCCUCGAUGCACUACAUUUGCUGGUUGUGGAGAAAAUUCUCGAUGUGAAAAUUAUUAAUAUGGCAUCCAAUAGACUCCCUGCUUCUGCGAUGGUGCGCCAGGGUAAUGUAGAAGUCAACAAGUUUGUACAACGUGAGCUAGGUGAUACAAUCACACAGAUUAAGAUUGUUAAUUCGGAGCAGUCAACUAGCACUGCAAGUAUGGAAAGCGACGACGAUGUAAUUGUGGAAGAAGUAAUCCAAGAUAAUGUGUUACCCAUCAGGGUAACAACGCUCCCGUUUUGCCAUUUUCCGCUAACCACAACCUUAAAUCACCAGAACCUUUACAUUAUAAAUACGUUGCCUUACCAACUUCGGAGUUCUUCGAGGUGUCUAUAAUUUGCGUGCUGGGUAUUAAUGAAGUUGUCUUCGAAUUGGUUAUUCCCCAAGAAGAUAACACGAAGCUUGAGGAUCUGCAAAGUGACAUUAAUGCUCGAUGGCGAGAGCAACGCGUUAUGUCCAACAUAGGGAAAAUCAGGUAUGUAUUGCACGUUAUGAUGACGAUAACAAAUGGUAUCGGGGCAAAACUAUGAAACGCGGGGACAAAAUGUUCGUCCAUUUUGUUGAUUUUGGUAAUUUUGAACCAGUAUCCGAAUCGGAGAUACGCGAAAUUAAGCCGGAAUGGUUAGACCAUCCUGUCGAACUGUACGCGGCUGUAUUAAGCGAUUUUCGGCUUCUCAUAGAAGAUCAUGUU
This is a messenger RNA of Dalotia coriaria, 5278 nucleotides long. RefSeq names its product tudor domain-containing protein qin (gene qin). Lineage: Eukaryota; Metazoa; Arthropoda; Insecta; Coleoptera; Staphylinidae. The record is from RefSeq and is a predicted model, not a curated record. The coding region runs from base 238 to 4923 and encodes 1561 amino acids. Gene Ontology annotation, molecular function: zinc ion binding. The transcript has 15 exons.